CGCCUCUGUCGGAAGUCUAAAAAAAGGCGGCUUCUAGACAACCCUCACAAAUCAAAGAAAUCUGCUCCAACUUCAUUAGCCUAUCUAUCUAAUCGAGGAGCCUUUUCGUGUGACGACAACAACCAUGGUGAACCCCAAAGCUCUCAACUCUCGUGAUCUGAACUACAACGACCGUGACAGAGCUCCGGAAGCUGAUCAAGUGAUUCCGAAAAAGAUUCGUAAGUUUGCACCUCCUCCGGUCAACAAUGACGAGUAUCAGAAUCGUUCUCCCGAAAUUGCCCCUAAGGUAAACACCAAAGAUCAGUACAAUGAUAAUGACGAUGACACCUUCCAGCAAGGAAAUAACACUAACGGCUACCGCAGUCAGCAAAACUGGAAGCGUGGAUAUCAACCUUCUAAUCAGGGCGGCAACCCUGGUACCGGAAGGUUCCAACGAGGAGCAUCCUCCGGCCGUGGUUUAGGCAACCAGGAUACCUAUCAGGAAGAUGAUGACGAUGACAGCUACCAGAAUGGGAACAACAACAGCAACGGUAACUACAACAACAGACCCAACUCGAAGCGUGGAUACCAGCGAGGUGGUCCACCAAGCACAAACAACAGGUUCCAACGCGGACCUUCCUGUGGCCGUGAAUUGAGCAACCAAGACAGCUUCCAGGACGAUGACGAGGACAGCUAUCAGAGCGGCGGCAACAAUAACGACGGAAACUUCAAUAACCAGUCUAACUACAAGCGUGGGUAUCAAGCUUCUUAUCAAGGUGGCGGUCCACCAAGCAAUAGCAGGUUUCAGCGUGGUCAAUCCAGUGGCCGUGACUUGAGCAACCAAGAUAACUGCAACGAAGAUGAUAACGAGAACGGCAGCAACCAGAACGUCAAUGAAGUCCGCGGUAAGCAAAACUGGAACCAAGGACGUCGUCCCUUCAAUAAUAAUAACCAAGGUGGUGAUGAUAAUAACCAGCGUCCAAAAAGGUGGAACAACAACAACGGGAAUUUCAACAACGGGACCUUUAACAAAAACUUCCAGCACCGUCGUCACAGCGAUCCUUCUUAUUCUUACAAUAACCAAAACUUUCGUGCUGGCCCGAGCAAGAUUACCUAUUUUAUCCAGCCCAGAGAGGAUGACAAGCUUCCUAAAGAUAUGCAGAAGGAUCCCCGUGGUACUGAUCCCAACCAUCGCAUGAACAAAAAAGCGACCUUUCGAGGAGCCGGUCGAAACACUGAAAGCUUUGAUCCAACUACUACUUUGGUUCGCCCUGAUGCGAGGGUGGUGGUGGCAUCUCCACACAUUGAACAGUUCAACAAGAAACUACGUCACGAUGAUGUUGUGAUUGUCCCGGAGCUCUUUGGAAAGGAAGACGAUUGGUCCAUUUAUUAUGACCUGGUGAAGGAAGUGACAGCUUUGCAGAAUAGCAACGUCGAGGGGAGUGAGUUUCUCCCGUGGCACGAAGGAGCUCAUUUGAUUUGCAGGUCUCCACAAGGCUCCAAGACCUAUCAAAUGGUCGUUGACAGGAUCUGUCGGUACUUUCAAAUUGAUGCCGCCACUGCUGGCAUUCGCUUCAACUGGUACAAGGACACCCUCGAUUGGAAGCCCUUUCAUCAUGACUCGGCAGCCUUCAACCCCCGCAGAGCCAGAAGCCAAAACAUUACCGUGGGAGUCUCCUUUGGUGAGAUGCGAGAGCUGGCGUUCAUCAAGGCCCAAAGCAACCAGGACCAGAAGAAGCAGCAAGAUCCGCCACGUCUGUACUUUCCCCAGACCAAUAACGGCGUCUUUACCAUUGGCCGAGAUGUGAACAUUAGGUGGAAGCACGGCGUCAACGCCUUGCACCCAGAAGAUCAGGCGAAUGGCAAGGGAAGGAUCAGCAUCAUUCUCUGGGGUCUUGCGAAAGGUGUCAUUGACGAAGAAGGCUCGCCCCCCUUGUUGGGAUCCGAUGGAGUGGGACCCCAUGCCGCCAGUCAUCGUCCUCACUUUCAUCAUAACGGGCCGGGUUAUCAGCCGCGUUACAACCCUUACAACAACAGCAAUAACCAGAAUGGAUACAACAACAGCAAUAACCAGACUGGACACCAUGAUCAUGCCAACAAGAAGAGGCGGUGGGACCAGCAGUCCAGCGACGUCAACACUUUGAAGGAAAGCGACCAACAGCCGGAUGUAACGGCAGCAUGAAGCCCGCAGUUAAACGGAAUGCUGUCAUGCAAAACCUACCUACCCGGGGGAGUGCGUUGCUGUGAAGGUGCAACGACGAUUGAAACAUCUUGUGGAAUCCUAUUGUGAGAUGUCUCCAGUGAAAAAGCCAAGCGAAAUGCGGCGGUACUAGUUAGUACGAUCUCUUAGGAACAAUAAACUAGCGCUAACCUAUUAUUUGUUAUC
Molecule: messenger RNA, 2365 nt
Organism: Seminavis robusta
Lineage: Eukaryota; Bacillariophyta; Bacillariophyceae; Naviculales; Naviculaceae
Source: the annotation of a GenBank genome assembly